AGUCGGGCGACACAGACCGAGCCACAUCCGGGACCGCGAGGCGACGCAGUCUGCGCCACUCGCCCAGAUCGCCAUGGUCGAGGAGGAGCAGCGCUCUGCGGGAGACGGGAGAAGUCCCAAGGGUGGACAGCCGGACAGCGACGCCGUGCAGGCAACCAUCGGCGACGUGGGUCGCUGGCAGGUGGUGGUGUUCCUGUGGAUCGCGCUGCUCAAGUUCCCCGUGGCCUGGAACAUGAUGGCGAUCGUGUUCCUGGCGCCGCCCGUCGAAGCGCGCUGCCAGCAGGACCUCAACUCGUCCGACCACUGCAUGGCGCGCGGUCCCAACGGCACGGAGGAGCGCUGCACCAGCUGGCGGUACGACCGCUCCGUCUUCACCGAGACCAUCGUCACCGAGUGGGACCUGGUGUGCAGUCGGUACCAGCUCUCCAACGUUGCCCAGAUGGUGUUCAUGUUUGGGAUCCUGACGGGGAACUGCUUGUUCGGCAUUGCGGCGGACAGAUACGGCCGCAAGGCUCCUCUGGUGGUCGCCAUGAUGCUGCAGUCUCUAGCGGGUGUGGCUGCGGCUAUGGUGCCUUGGUUCGAGGCCUUCAUAGCGCUGCGGUUCAUGGUGGCCUUCGCCACUGGCGGAUCCAUGAUAACCUCGUUUGUUUUAUGUGUUGAAAUAAUGGGUGGCAAAUGGAGGAUGAUCACUGCGGUGCUGAAUCAUUUGCCAUUCUGCUUGGGGCACAUGACCUUGGCUCUGAUAGCAUUCUACGUCAGAGACUGGAGGACCUUGCAGCUUGUCAUAUCGCUGCCUUCUCUACUGCUGGUCUCCUACUGGUGGACACUGCCAGAAUCCCCUCGGUGGCUCCUUACCCGCGGCAGGGAGUCGGAGGCUAUCGAGAUUCUAGAAAAGGUGGCGAAGACCAAUAAGAUGGAUGCAAGCCAGGUCCUGCCUGCAGUCAAGACAUUCAUCGCUGAUAAGGAAAAGCAACAAGAGUCUUUAGGGGAAAAUAAGGCUAGUGUGCUAGACCUUUUCCGAACACCCAACCUGCGACGUACGACGCUAUGCCUCUACUUCAACUGGAUGGUGUGCGGAUUCUGCUUCUAUGGACUAGCGCAGUAUAUGGGUCAAAUUGGGGGGAACAUCUUCAUCAACGUUUUCGUGAAUGGUACGUUAGAACUGUCGGGUCUGCUGUGCAUAUACUUCAUGGGGAAAUUCGGUCGGCGGAACACCAUGGUGGGGUCCCAAAUGUUGGCAGCAGUUGCUUGCAUUCUCAUCACGGCAGUGCCUAGAGGUCCAGGGGCGCCCGAGUGGCCCAGUGUGACCUUGGCGGCCGGGGGCAUCGUCGGCGCGACGAUCGCCUUCUUCGCCGUGUACCUGUUCAGCGGUGAGCUGCUGCCCACGGUGGUGCGCAACGCCGGCAUGGGCUCCACGUCCAUGUGCGCGCGCGUCGGCUCCAUGCUGGCGCCCUUCGUGUCCUCGCUGAACCACGUGAGCACCUACAUCCCUCCUCUGCUGUUCGGCUGCUUCCCGCUCGUGGCGGCCAUCUUGUGCCUGCUGCUGCCGGAGACGACGGGCAGGGACCUGCCGGACACUCUGGAGGAGGGAGAGAACUUCAGGAGGAAACAAGAUGGCGGCGCGGAGCGGGGACGCGCGAACGGCAACUGCGCGUCGGAGGACAGCGCGAUGUGAGGUCGGCGUCACGUGAACCGGGGAACAGCUGCAUCCGGCCGGCGAGCCUCGUGCCUUGGGGCUUCCGCGACCACGGUCGAGGACGGGUCGUUACCACAACGCCGAAAUACCACAACGCCGAAUGUCAAAAUUGACCACAACGCCGACAGCUAGAAAACUGCUGUGUAUCACAACGCCGAUAUAACAACUGAAUGAAUUUGUGUGUGUUUCUUAAAGGUACACUCUAAAAAAAAAUUUGUACUUUUACAAGGGAAUUUCUUGGAAACCCUGUUGCCAAGGAUAUUUCUUGCAAAACUACAAGGCAGAGCCUUGCAAAAUCGCACAUCGUACAAAGCUCUGCCUUGUAGUUUUACAAGAAAUAUCCUUGGCAGCAGGGUUUCCAAGGAUUUUUCUUGUAAAAUAUACAAAAAUUUCUUUCAGUGUACCUUAACGCCGAAAUACCACAAUCAAACCUAGCGUAAUAUAAUCUAACCUAACUUAACCUAGCCUAUCCUAGCCUAGCCUAACCUAACCUAGCCUAGUCUAACCUAACCUAGUCCAACCUAACCUUUGCGGCAGUCCUGCAAUGACAUUUUUCGGUGUUAGUGUAUUUCGCCGUUGUGUUACACAGCAGUUUUCUAGCUGUCGGCGUUGUGGUCAAUUUGGCAUUUCGGCGUUGUGGUAUUUCGGCGUUGUGGUGCGUCCCCGUCAAAGGACUACCUGCUGGCCUCUGUGGCUCCCAACGAGACACGCCGAAAAGGUCCGGACACAGAAGACACAGCAAGUGGCCACUCGCAUCAAAGCCAACUGUUUUUCGAUCACGUUUAAACAUUUUUACCGUUCAGGCCGGUAUCAAGUCGCACUAUGCGUUUCUGCCGCUGCGGCUAAAAAUUCUGCAGCGUUUUUGACGUGAAACCGUCUAUUUGCUCGUUACAGUAUUGUCGAACUCUCUUGUGUGAAAAAAAAUACCGUCAGAUUUGAAUCGCUAAUAACUACGACACUAACAAUGCGUUCGUCAACGAUGGUUGAGCCCAGAACGGUUACGUGAUGUCUGUGUGUGUUUGUCGCGCAGUGUUUUGUUUUGCCUGUGACGUCAUCGUACCAGCGAAGUCGCAUGCACGCGAUUGUUACGAAUUAGCUUCGUGUAAAGUUACCAAUUGUGCGUGUGGCGUGUAAACUCCUUUAGCUAAGGCUUUGAUACGGGUGUCGUCGUGAAAAACUUGCGGAGCAUUAUUAGAACCCGAAAGGUAGACAGUAAAAAUAUUCGCCGGAAUAUUAUUGAAAACCGGUAUUAAAUUGAAAAUCACAAAAUAAUUUAAAAUGUCGUCUCGUAUGACUCGUAAAUAUGCUCUGAAUUAUAGAAAACUCGAGUUGUAUUAAAAAGAUUAAUAAUUAAAUUACAUAUUAAUAAAAAAUAUUAUUUCGUCCCGACGUUUUCACGAAAUGUUCAUGACGCUAACCCAAACUGCUUCUUUAUCUGCAUUUCUUUUUGUUGAAUUUCCGUGUGGUGUCUGAUUGGGUAAGGUGAGAUUUUUAACAUAUUAGCAAUUUAUGGGUAUGACAUGAGUUUUAUGAGUUCGCCAUGUCAUAAAAUCGUGGUCAACUCGUCAAACAAGAAAGUAGAAGCGAUUAUACAGAAUGAGUCUACAUUCGACCAACAAAUCACUUCCAGAUCGCGGACGAGAAGAAAGAAAUGUUUCCAAAAAAGAUUGAAAACUAUGUGGUUUUAAAGAAACAAUAUUUUUAGGAAUAAAAUUCAUGUGCCUAUAAAUAUUUUUUUGUCAAAAACUUCUAACUUUUUUCUGACUAAAAUUUAACCGUCAAUAAUACUUCAAAAAAUAUAUACCGAUAAUUGGUUGAACACACAACAUCGGUAUACAACCACUUACUGACUGAUACACACUUAAUACAAAUAUUUUAUGUUCAAAAGCAAAAUUUUUAAAAAUGUUUGUAAUGUUUGUUUGAGCUUUAUUUGUAACAUGUUGGAAUGAUAAUGCUACAGUUACUAAAAACUAAAACGCUACAAAACUAAAAAAAAAAUUGCAAAACUCCGUUCCCCCGGAGAAACCCCCGGAAUGGCCACCGCAUGGGGAGCCCAAGAAAAGAAACGGGCUCCCCAUUUGGAAGCCACCUGGAAGGUUUUUUUCUGUUCCACCCACCGUUUCUUUGGUAGCCUGACUUGUUACAAGGGAAUGUAUUCCUACCAGAGAAAAUGCCACCAUUUUGUCUGGGCAAUCCGCCUUGGAGGAGCCGGGGCGCGAACCCGGGUCCUACAAGUCACAAGGCAGGCGCUCUACCCCAGAACCAGAGUGGUAGAGCGGAUACUUGCAGUCUUCUUAACACUGACAUGUUGUUAUUCCACGAGUUUACUGUAGUUUCGUGUGUCAUCAACACGUGCAGUAACAUCUAACCUCGGUAACGAACAAAUUUAUGUGUUUUUAUGUUGUUCGUUCAGCAUGAAUGAUGUAAUUUCAUAAGAGUGAAACAUAAUUUAAAUAACUAGUCUAGCAAUUGUUUAGUUGAUUUCCUGCAAACAAACUUACAGUUCUGCUGUACAAUAAUUUUGUAGAAAUAUAGACUAGUAAAAACAUAUGUAAGAGCUUGCACUGUCGAAAUUUUGAAAUAAAUGUUAGAUAUUAAAAGAGUGUGUUCAG
Messenger RNA from Bacillus rossius redtenbacheri, 4308 nucleotides. RefSeq names its product organic cation transporter protein-like. NCBI's taxonomy places the organism in Eukaryota, Metazoa, Arthropoda, Insecta, Phasmatodea, Bacillidae. Bases 74 to 1675 code for a protein of 533 amino acids. The record is from RefSeq and is a predicted model, not a curated record. Gene Ontology annotation, molecular function: transmembrane transporter activity. Gene Ontology annotation, cellular component: membrane. Gene Ontology annotation, biological process: transmembrane transport. The transcript has 11 exons.